AUGUCCAGCAACGAAAAGGCCGGCGACGAGGGCGUUGCCGAGCUCAGCGGGAAUACCGGUGCUGCUGCGAGCGGCACCUACUUUCCCGGCCCGCCGCCUGGUCCUCCCCCGGCGCAGUCGCAGACGCAGCUCUCUCAACCUCCCCCAUCACCACAAGGCCAGCCCGAGCAACAGCCUCCAGCACAGCACCAGCCGCCGCCUCCCCAGCAGCCAGAGCGCCAGCAACAGCACCAGCAGCACCAGCAGCACCAGCCGCCGUACUUUCCUCCCCCGCCGCCCGCCCCCGACGACGAGAAGCAGUCUCACCAACAACAGCAGCACGGCGCCAAUCCAGUCUUUGCACCGCCCCCGACCGGCCAACAUGACGCGCCGACUUCGUCACCGCAGGCUCAGCAGCAGCAGCAGCAGCAGCAGCAGCAGUCGCAGCAGUCGCAGGCUGGUCACAAAAAGCCCGGCUGGGGCCAUCGCUUCAAGCACCUGGUGAGCGCUGGGGCCGCCGCUCCCAUCAACAGCCUUGCCCACAAGCUCGGGAGUCAGAGCUUCUUGCCCGAGACCCUGGACAAAGAAUGCGACAAGGCCGCCGCUAUUCUGAGAUCCUUCUGCGCCAAGGGUGUCUAUGCCGACCCGGGUGCUGGCCGACCCCCAACGUCGACCGCUCCCAAAGCCCAAGAGUCUGGCAGCGCCGUUGCUGACCCUGCCAGGGAGAAGAAGCCCAAGAACCGCGUCAUUGUCACCAUUCCGCCAAAGGUCAUCUCCAAAGCGGUUGGCCUGGCCAUCUUCACCACUCUCCGUGCUGGCUUCCAGAUAUCCGGCGCCACUGGCUCUGGCGUCCUCAUCGCGCGGUUGCCCGACGGAUCAUGGAGCCCGCCGUCAGGCAUCCAGGUCCAUUCCGUCGGAGGAGGCUUCCAAAUCGGCCUGGACAUCUACGACUGUGUCUGCGUCAUCAACAGCAGGCAAGCCCUGGCGGCCUUUACCAACACUCGCGUCAGCCUCGGAAGCGAUUUGGCGGUGGUGGCCGGUCCUUAUGGUGCUGGAGCCGCCGUUGACUUCGGAACCGCCGUGCAGCGCUCCGGGGGUGAGACGGACAAGAAGGGGACAGCGAGCGGGAGCGCAUCGGGACCUGUCCAGGCGCCGACAGCGGCAGCGGCUGCGGCUGCACAGGGCCAGCACUCGAAUGCCCUGCCGCCUGACGCGGGGGCCUCCGGGGACUCGAAGCGCCGAAGUCUCAGCGCCGGCACGUUCAAGCCCGUGUUCUCGUACGUCAAGUCGAGAGGGUUCUAUGCCGGCAUCCAGGUCGAUGGCACGGUGGUGGUGGAACGCAAGGAUGCCAACGCCGCUUUCUACGGAUGUCCCAUCACGGUGCAGCAGAUUCUCCAAGGGCAGGUCCCCCCCGAGGGACCCCAGAACAUGUGGCCCGUCGGCGCGCGUGGACUGCUCGAGACUCUCCGGGGAGCCGAAGCGGGAGCUCAGAGCAGUGCCGCCCCUGUAUCACCUGCACUUGGAAUGACAGCCUCCCCCGGAACUGGAAAUGCGCCGUCAUCAAAUGAAACUCCUGCGGCCGCUGCUGCAGGUGGUCAAGCGCCGUCUGGUGCGCCGCCCGCUUAUGCAGACGAUGGGAGCCAUGCCCAAGAUGGUGAUGUCAAGUAUGCUUGA
Metarhizium album ARSEF 1941 is the source of this 1653-nucleotide messenger RNA. RefSeq names its product DUF500 domain protein. Gene Ontology annotation, molecular function: phosphatidylinositol binding. The transcript has 2 exons. NCBI's taxonomy places the organism in Eukaryota, Fungi, Ascomycota, Sordariomycetes, Hypocreales, Clavicipitaceae. The record is from RefSeq and is a predicted model, not a curated record. Bases 1 to 1653 code for a protein of 550 amino acids.